UGUUGUAGGAGCAGCUUGUCUGGACUGAUUCACAACUGCUUACAACAAAUGAAGUACUACGUUGUUUCACUAUCAGUAAUACUUCUGCUUUUGGCUUGGUAUAUACAGGAGGAUCCACAAACUCCAAUCAAUAUGGAAAUUAAGAACAUAGCUUCUAAUUUGGUCAAGAACGUGGCCACCGGAGAGUCGGUGGCGAUGUCCAGUGUUUGGGAAAAGCAGACUUCAGUGAUCAUCUUUUUUCGGCGCUGGGGCUGCGUGUUUUGCCGACUUUGGGCCCACGACCUGAAGCAAAUAAGCCCACUGCUCAAGGAAAACAAUGUGCGGCUAGUGGGAGUUGGUCCUGAGAACAUUGGCGUCGAAGACUUUGUUGCUGGAAAAUUCUUUGAUGGUGAAUUGUUCAUCGACACUGAUAAAAAGUCAUACUCUGGACUUGGGUUCAAAAGGUUCAACUGGAUCAGCGUAAUUGUGGCUCUUUUUACCCGGGAAUCGCGAGAUGCUAUCAGCAGAGGUAAAGCAGCUAAUGUUGGAGGAGACAUGAAAGGCGACGGCCUCCAGAAUGGAGGCGCCUUGAUUGUUGGUCCAGGCGGAAAGUUGCUCUUCAGCUUCAAGCAAGACGGUCCGGCCGAACAAGUGCCAAACAGCAAAAUUUUGGAGGUGCUUGGGAUCAAGGUCCCUGAGGGCAUGAAUGUCGAUCAAAAGAGCCAACCAGAUGCACAGUGUGACUUGCCAAAGAAGGGUUAAUAAUACCCCUCAUUCGUGACUUGAUUUUGCAAGACUGAAUGCAAUACAGUUUAUUUGGGAAGGUUAUUUACUCUGUGCAACAGCUAUUCCUUCAUUUUCUAAUUUGUUAUAUAAUUGUACUCUUAUUAUCAGUGUACAUCAAUGUUGAUUUUUUCACAAUUAAUAAAAAUAUAAAAUUUGUUGGUAUAGCCAAAUCUA
This is a messenger RNA of Cloeon dipterum, 939 nucleotides long. RefSeq names its product prostamide/prostaglandin F synthase-like. Lineage: Eukaryota; Metazoa; Arthropoda; Insecta; Ephemeroptera; Baetidae. The transcript has 5 exons. The record is from RefSeq and is a predicted model, not a curated record. Bases 49 to 741 code for a protein of 230 amino acids.